GGGGUUUUUCUGCACAAAUAAGGUAGCUGGAGUUUGCUUCAAGGCAUCAGUUGACUUCCGUGAUUAUGGAGAUGCUGGUGUAAGGCCUUCAGGAGACGAUGGAGAAAAAAUGGACCUACUGUGCUGUCUGUUCCAUCAUCCAGAUACAUUUCAUCAGGGGAGUAUGGGAAAAAACAUCCAAUACAGAAGACAUCUAUGCUUUCCCUGGCUCUGAUGUCAACCUCACCUGUCAAACAUGGAAGAAAGGCUUCUUGGUGCAGAUGCAGUGGUCCAAGGUCACUGAUAAGUUGGAUCUGAUUGCCCUUUAUCAUCCACAGUAUGGCUUGCACUGUGCUAAUGGCGGUCCCUGUGAGUCACUGGUGACUUUCACAGAAACUUCCAGAAAUGUGUCCACGUGGACUCUGCACUUAAAGAACGUGUCCUCCUCACUCACUGGGAAGUAUGAGUGUGGCUUUACUCUGUAUCCGGAGGGUGUUCAGACUAAGAUCUACAACCUACUCAUUCAGACAAAUGUUACACAGGAUGAAUGGAGAAGCAGCAAUAUAAUAGAAGUACAGAUAAAUCAGACUCUGGAAAUACCAUGCUUUCAAAAUAUCUCCUCAGAAAUUUCGUCUGAGUUCACCUUUGCAUGGUUGGUGGAAGACUCCUAGGUCCUUCUUUAUGUAGGGAUAAAAGAGGAUAAUGGAACUCGGGAAACACUUAUCACCCAAGGUCAAUCCAUCAGCAAUUCCACAUUAUUUAAAGACAGAGUCCAGCUAGGUACAGACUAUAAACUCUACCUCUCUCCAGUCCAAAUCCACGAUGAUGACCGGAAGUUCUCCUGCCACGUUAUGGUCAGACCUGGCAAAAUCUUGAGGAGUUCCACCACAGUCAAGGUUUUUGCUAAGCCAGAAAUCCCCAUGAUUGUGGAAAAUAACUCUACGGAUGUCUUAAGAGAGAGAACAUUUACCUGCUCCCAGAGGAAUGUAUUUCCCACAGCAAAUCUCACGUGGUUUAUAGAAGGAGGCUUUCCUCAAAGUGAAAAAGAAGGAAUAUACAUUACUAAUGAAGAGAGAAAAGUCAAAGGUGGAUUUUUGGAGCUGAAGUCUGUUUUGACAAGGGUGUAUGGUAAUAAACCAGCCCAGUCAAAUAACCUGACCAUCUGGUGUAUGGCCCUAUCUCCAGUCCCUGGAAAUAAAGUGUGGAACAUCUCAUCUGAAAAGAUCACUUUUUCCUUGGGCUCAGUGAACCCUUCAGCAAGUCCUCCGCUUGAUGUUGUCACAUCGACCCUUCGCACCCGACCUUCUCCAGUCAACAGCGUAUCUCCUACAACCAGCAAUUCCAGUGUGACUACCCAAGGCUUCAACUAUUCCUGGACCCCCAGCGGGCAAGAUACCAAAAACUCAGCUUCAUGGAUGCCCAGGGAACCAUAUAGUUCAUCCCCCUCAGGUGCAAGCUCAACAAUUCAUGGUGAUGUCUUCACCAGCACAACCAGAACAUUUUCAGAGGUUCCCACACAUGCCAAUGGAUCGACAAAAAAUAUUCACAUUCAUAUCACUGGUAUUGUGGCCAAUAAACCUAAAGAUGGAAUGUCCUGGCCGGUGAUUGUAGCAGCUUUGCUCUCUUUCUGCAUAGCAUUGUUUGGUGUUGGAGUGAGAAUAUGGUGUCAAUAUCAGAAGGAAAUCAUGGAAAGACCCCCGCCUUUCAAGCCACCUCCACCUCCCAUCAAGUACACUUGCAUUCAAGAGUCCAUUGGAAGUGAUCUGCCUUGUCAUGAGAUGGAGACACUCUAG
Molecule: messenger RNA, 1772 nt
Organism: Odobenus rosmarus divergens (Pacific walrus)
Lineage: Eukaryota; Metazoa; Chordata; Mammalia; Carnivora; Odobenidae
Gene: CD96
Product: CD96 molecule
Exons: 14
Biological process (GO): cell-matrix adhesion; inflammatory response
Source: RefSeq, a predicted model, not a curated record